This is a messenger RNA of Hemiscyllium ocellatum (epaulette shark), 2366 nucleotides long. Its product is annotated as bone morphogenetic protein 2-like. The transcript is spliced from 3 exons. Gene Ontology annotation, cellular component: extracellular region. Gene Ontology annotation, biological process: BMP signaling pathway; SMAD protein signal transduction; negative regulation of transcription by RNA polymerase II. Gene Ontology annotation, molecular function: BMP receptor binding; growth factor activity; cytokine activity. The record is from RefSeq and is a predicted model, not a curated record. The coding region runs from base 792 to 2012 and encodes 406 amino acids. NCBI's taxonomy places the organism in Eukaryota, Metazoa, Chordata, Chondrichthyes, Orectolobiformes, Hemiscylliidae.
AUACAUACAUAUAAAGCACCCUUUCAAUUAUUUUAGUCAACAGGAGCAGGAACCAGCGUUUAAAAUAACCCUACUGAAUUUAUAUAUAAACCCUGCUUCUUCACUCUGGAUUGUCUGUUUGCUGUAUGUGUGUCUUUUUUUAUAUAUACAUGGGCUUUGAGACAUGAUGGACUUUGAUAAAGCGCUGAAUGCCCGAGGCGUUGUGAGUAAACCGGACAACUUGCUUGGAAUCUGUCGCCCUUUUGCUGUGCAUUCUCAGUUCAGAGAUCUGAAAGCAGUGUUUGGCCCCCUCUCCGCCUCCUGUUGAUCGGCGAGAACGGGGUGUACUGUCCACUGGAAACCUUCCCAACGCCCGGACAAGAGAGAGAGAGUGGAUUAACAGCGAGCGAUGCAAAGGACAGGGAAGAACGGAGCGGAGCUGGUUCGGUUGCCGGUCCCAGGAGAGGAAUAAAUUGACGGACUCCUGCGUUAAACUGCGACGCUGUGAGACUCAAGAGGGAUAAAAACUAAGAGCCAGGCACGGAAACGAACUCCCCGCCACCUCCCACCCUCCCUCCACAUCAACAACCCUCCCUCCCUCCCUAGAUGUUAGAAAACAAGGCAGCCGUGGAGAGGAGGGAAAUAAUCGCCUGAACUUUAUCUCCCCCCUCCCAGAAGCAGAUGUUCCGGCGCCUUGAUUUGCGGGAGGGGGGGACCAGAACGAGCCGAGGACGGAGUUAGCGGAGCUGCCCGCGUUUCAAUGGACCGCUGCUUUCUCUGAGCUGGGCGCCUGUUGUAGGGAAAGAGACACGAUGACCGCCGGUAGACGAUCUCUGAUGGCGCUAUUGCUCUGUCAGGUUUUAUUCGGGGGUUCGGCCGGACUCAUCCCCGAGGUGGGCCGCAGGAGAUUCGCCGAGCAGUACGCCAAUUCCGGCCGGGCACAGCCUCCCCCGCAGACCGAGGAGCUGCUGCAGGAGUUCGAGCUGCGGCUCCUCAACAUGUUCGGCCUCCGGCGCCGCCCUCACCCCGCCAGGAACGCGGUCAUCCCGCAGUACAUGGUGGACCUGUACCGGCUGCACACGGGCGAGGAAGCCGAACGGGGACAAGCGACCGACGCCUGGGCGCUCUCCCAGUUCCCCGAGAGGUCAGCCAGCAACGCCAAUACCGUCAGGAGCUUCCACCACGAAGAACUAAUGGAGGAGUUGCCUGGAGCCAGGGGAGAGGUAGUCCGUCGUUUUUUCUUCAACUUAAACUCUAUACCGAGGGAGGAGCUCAUCACCUCGGCAGAACUGAGGAUCUACCGCCAGCAGGAGCAAAAAGCCUGUGCUAAUGCCAGCAGUGGUCAUCAUCGCAUCAAUGUGUAUGAGAUUCUCAAAGCAACGGGUUCCUCGUCCACUGAUCCCAUUACCCGGUUGCUGGACACAAAGGUCGUGCAUCACAAUGUGAGCAAAUGGGAGAGCUUUGACGUCAGCCCUUCUGUUAUGAGGUGGACUGCGCAGGGCCAGCCCAACCAUGGGUUUAUGGUGGAAGUCGUUAACUUGGACAAGGAGUGCAGACAUUCAAAGCGACAUGUCAGGAUCAGUCGGUCUUUGCAUCAAGAUGAAGAAAGCUGGCCUCAAAUGAGGCCUUUAUUGGUGACGUUUAGUCACAAUGGCAAAGGGCACACUCUUGAGAAAAGAGUGAGGCGUCAGGUCAAACACAAGCCGAAGAAGAGGUCCAAGUCGAGCUGCAAACGACAUCCUUUAUAUGUGGAUUUCAGUGACGUGGGGUGGAAUGACUGGAUAGUGGCACCUCCGGGAUAUAAUGCCUUUUACUGCCAAGGAGAGUGCCCUUUUCCACUGGCAGAUCACUUAAACUCAACAAACCAUGCCAUUGUGCAGACAUUGGUGAACUCAGUCAAUGCAAACAUUCCCAGGGCAUGUUGCGUCCCCACAGACCUCAGUCCCAUUUCGAUGCUUUAUCUUGAUGAAUACGACAAAGUUGUAUUAAAGAACUACCAAGAUAUGGUUGUGGAGGGUUGUGGAUGUCGUUAAAGCAGAAAUUUAUCAAAAAAAACUUGACACUUUACUAUUUCCCAAUGAAGACACUAUUUAUAUUAAAAAAAAUUAACAAAAUAGAAGCAUCUAUUUUGAAAAUAUAUUUAUGGUUACUUAAAAAGAAAUUGGGAAAAUAAAUAUUUUAAUCAGAGAAUUGUUCCUUUUAAAUGAUGUUUAAUUGUAUUUCAGAUGUACAUGUUUAUAUGGGUUUAACCCCCAACACAUGAAGUAUAAUGGUCGAAUUCCUAUUUUGUAUUUAUUGCAAUUGUAACCACUUUUUAGAAAAUAGCUAAUUUGUAUUUAUAUGUAAUCAAAGAUAAAUAUAGGGUUUGUACAUAAAUUGCCAAUCCA